GUAAGAGAAGAUAUAAAUAGUUUUUAGGUAGCCUAGCACUCUCUUUGCCUGUGAACGAGUCGGGAAUUAUUUUAAAUGCAGGAGGCACUGCACUUGUCUUGGCUUCUCACCAUCGAUUUACUGUGCGCACAUAGGAAUGGUCUCAUUUUGUAAUCAGAUGUAUACAAUUAUAUAGGUAUUUCUGUGGGAUUGCUUUACAGUCAAUAUACUUUAUCUAAAGUGUUAUUGAAGGGUGGAAUCCUAAUUUGAGAUUCGUGCAUAACUACCACCACUGACAAUAUGAUUUAUGCGCACAUGUGUCAAAUUAUGAUUCGAAGAGUUUUAGAGCCUAUCGUUUGUUUGAAUUGACAAAUAUUCAUUUGAAACUAUAAGGACACUAUAAGGACAUCAAAACUGGAACUAUAACUUGGAACACACCAGAACGGGACAAUAAUAUUUAAUUCAAACCUUUCGAAAAUGAUCUUGCAUUCGAGGCUUGUUUUAAGUUGCCUGCGACCUGUUUAAAGACUCAGGCAGCUAAAGCAAGUCUGGGACGCCAGACACAACUCUUCUGAGAGCAGCAGCAGCGGAACGCGUGGAGAGAGAGGCGUGGUGGGGACGUGGAAUAUUAUCGCCUACUCCAUGAGUCAUAUAAUAGCCUUGCUUAGCAGUCACAUACAUACUCUCUGGUCUCAUAUCGUUUGCUCCUGUUAUCUUUGCCCUAGACAACUAUGACUUGAUAACACAUUUUCGUGAAAAUAUUACAUUUGCAUCAAUGCAUGUUGAUUUACAAGAAAUGUAAUAUGUUGUGUUUAUUAUGUGCAUUUAAUUAUUGUCCGGUGUUGUGAUUAGAAAUACGUAUUAUGAAGUUGGUAAAAGUAUCAUAAAACGUGUACAAAAUCUACAAUUUGCUGUACAUUUUGCAUGUCCAUGGCAUAUGACAGCUAAUAAAGUGUUUGCCUUAAAUACUGUCAUUCCCUUUUUAUUACACUUACUCACUGCAUAUUUUCACAGCUGAUCUCAUUAAUGUUAUCUGCCCACAGUGUAUAUUUCUUCAUAUUCCUUAGGCUAGGACUAGGCCACGUUUAUAUGGAUACAGUUAUUGUAUUUCAAGGAAAAUCUUAAUAAAGAAAAUGCAUUGUCAUUAUUAUAAAAAUACUUAUUAUUAUUUCUUAUUAGUAUACGAAGCCUCUGUAUUAUUAGGCAUAUUCAUGAUAAUGGGUAUGUCUCUGAGUAUGAUUGGGAUUCCUUAUAUUAUUAUUACUAGGCCUAUUGUUGUUAUUAUUAUUUGUAGGCCUAUUGUUGUUAUUGUUAUGCUAUUAUUAGGCUAAUGGGCUUUUUGUGGAUCAUGGAUGGGGUCUUGGGAGGCAGCUUGGACGCUCGUCCUUGCAGGAUUGCUUUUGAUUAAUAGAGAAUUGUUCUCUCGUGGCUUUACAUCGAUAAACAUAAUUUAAGAUAUUGUUUUAGAUUCAGCCUCAUUACACUCCGAUUGUAUAUAGCCUUAUGCCUAUAAACAUAAGGUCGGUGAUACAUUUUUCUUGUUUUCCCAGGUGCAUUGAGGCGUGUUUUUAAGGUCAAUAUUAUUUUCAUACAUGAAAUAGGCCUCUGUGUUUGCAAAGAGGUAAAGAGGCGGAAAAGAGAGGGGAUCUGAACUGGUUUUCCAUGUCAAACACUUCAAUUCUCCAUAGAAACUCUGAUCUUAACGCGGAAACUUUAUUAAACCCUGAUGGUGGAUUGAUAAGACCGAAUUUCUCUCGGAUCUUUUUAUUGUGGAGACCGGGGAGAGAUGACAGAGGCAAAUUGCUCUUUUAAUUAAAGCAAUGCACCAGAGGAAAUUGCUGUCUGAAUAUUGUCUCCGAGAUGGGGUUUGUGACAGUUGCCUGGAAACUUCAAUCUGUCCCACAUUUAUUCCAGAUCACAGUUAUGAGAUAAAGUUUAAUAAAAAUCUUUGCCCGAAUGAAAUCCAACCCUUUCUUGAACAACAGCUACAAUGAGACAGAACUGCGGAGGAAACCUUAUGUUUAACAUGUAUCUCUCAGAUCCAACAGAAAAUCUGUUGAAAGAAAGCAAAGGUGCAUCCUGGAGUCCCAUAAACACAGGAGUGCAAAAAGGCAGUGGACAGAUUCAGCUAUGGCAGUUUCUCCUCGAACUCCUGUCAGACAGCGCCAACAUGUCCUGCAUCGCCUGGGAAGGGACGAAUGGAGAAUUCAAGCUAAUUGAACCAGAUGAGGUGGCCCGGCGAUGGGGCGAGCGCAAAAGCAAGCCCAACAUGAACUACGACAAACUCAGCCGCGCAUUGCGGUACUACUAUGACAAAAACAUAAUGACAAAGGUCCAUGGGAAGCGAUAUGCUUACAAGUUCGACUUUCACGGGUUGGCUCAGGUUUGUCAACCCUCAUCAACAGAGCAAGCUCUUUAUAAAUUCCAGAGUAAUUUUGCCCCCAUUCCCUUUUCAGGGAUUUCAAAGCUAAACCUGGUUGGUCCAGGCGUCGGUUCGUCUGGAUUCUCUUAUUGGCCGGGGUCGCCGCCGACUCUCUACCACAGUCACAACCUCCAACCCCCGGGACCGUUUGGUUCUGUGUCUGCCUCGCACAUCAGCUGCGUCAACAACAUCAACAACCUGAAUAACAUCAAUAACCACUACAAUUGACUCCUAUUAACUCUACCAAUAACGUUGUUAAAAAAGGCCUAAUCAUAAUUCACAAUGGUAGCUGAAGGCGCGCGCCUUUUUAAAUUAGGUCUCUGAAUUAUGAUUUUUCCUCUUGUGGACCAACAUUUUUUUUUAAAUCCUCAAUAAAUGGGCCUAUGGGAAAAUCAUGAAUCAUUUAUGGAGUGUUUAAAAUUUAAACACAUGCUUU
Molecule: messenger RNA, 2837 nt
Organism: Oncorhynchus mykiss (rainbow trout)
Lineage: Eukaryota; Metazoa; Chordata; Actinopteri; Salmoniformes; Salmonidae
Product: protein FEV
Biological process (GO): cell differentiation; regulation of transcription by RNA polymerase II
Cellular component (GO): nucleus
Molecular function (GO): sequence-specific DNA binding; DNA-binding transcription factor activity, RNA polymerase II-specific
Source: RefSeq, a predicted model, not a curated record